UCCAUCCUCCCCUGCUUCACACACUGUCGCACAGCCAUGGCGGACAGCGCGAGCGAGAGCGACACUGACGGUGCGGGGAGCAGUUCAGCCACUCCGAUGUCAUCCUCUGCCUCCAGUUCUGCAAAACCGAGCAUAGUCAUUUCACAGUUUCGUCUGGAAGAGCUGACAAAUCGUCUUGCAUCGUUACAGCAGGAGAACAAAGUUCUUAAAAUUGAGCUGGAGACGUUUAAACUGAAGUGCAAAGCCCUGCAGGAGGAGAACCGAGACCUUCGCAAAGCUAGCGUCACCAUUCAAGCAAGAGCGGAACAGGAGGAAGAGUUUAUCAGCAACACUUUGUUCAAGAAGAUCCAGGCCCUCCAAAAGGAGAAGGAGACCUUAGCAGUCAACUAUGAGAAGGAGGAAGAAUUUCUCACCAAUGAGCUGUCAAGGAAACUCAUGCAACUCCAGCAUGAGAAGGCAGAGUUGGAGCAGCACCUUGAGCAAGAGCAAGAGUUCCAGGUUAACAAGCUCAUGAAAAAGAUCAAGAAAAUGGAGAAUGAAACCAUUUCAAAGCAGCUCACCCUAGAACAGUUGAGGCGAGAAAAGAUCGACCUUGAGAACACGUUGGAGCAAGAACAAGAAGCUUUGGUCAACAGACUGUGGAAGCGAAUGGACAAACUGGAGGCGGAGAAAAGAAUCCUUCAGGAAAAGUUGGACCAGCCCGUGUCGGCUCCUCCUUCCCCGAGAGACGUUUCCAUGGAAAUAGACUCACCAGAGAACAUGAUGCGGCAUAUCCGCUUCCUCAAGAAUGAGGUGGAGAGGCUUAAGAAAAGCCUGCGAACCACUGAGCUCCAGCACACAGAAAAGCGCGCCCAGUACAUCGAAGAAGAGCGUCAAAUGAGGGAGGAAAACAUCCGGUUGCAGAGGAAACUCCAAAGAGAAAUGGAGCGCAGGGAGGCUCUGUGCAGGCAGCUGUCAGAAAGUGAAUCCAGUUUGGAGAUGGAUGAUGAAAGGUACUUCAAUGAAAUGUCUGCGCAGGGUCUGCGUGCACGGACGGUGUCCAGUCCAAUCCCUUACACCCCCUCCCCCAGCUCCAGCCGACCCAUAUCACCUGGUCUCUCAUAUGGAACUCACACAGUUGGUUUCACUCCCCCCGCCACACUGUCUAGAGCUGCCAUUUCCCACUAUAACACCCCAGCCCUACACAUUCACGGAAGUUCCUCCCAUGCUGUUGCAAGGCCCUCCCCAAGAAGAAGCACCAGCCCCGACAAAUUCAAACGUCCAACACCCCCGCCUUCUCCAAACACGCACUCUGGGGCUCAACAGGCUCAGCCUCCACUCCUCCCACCAGCCCAGCCCAUGGUCCAGUCCAUGUCCUCCCCAGCAGCCAUGUCACAGCAUGCGGCAGCACCACAGCAGCCUCCCUCCCAGCCUUAAUGCCACACACAGUCUCUGUGUUUGCGCAUGAGUGCGCCCACUGAAUGCCACGAUGCUACUGCAGCAACUUCCAUCAUUACCAGCUCCGGAAGUAAAGUUUCUUACAGUUAAAGUCUACAAAAGACUACUUUGAAAGGGUUAGUAGGGAGAAGAAACGAUACAGCAUCUUAGCCUUUGGUAAUGGUAAGCUGCCAAAUCCACGUGGCUUUACUUAACUACUCUUAAAGAAUGGAUGGACUUACAAAUAAUCGCUUCUGGGAUUUGUAGACAAAUAUUUUCGUUCUAAUUUCUGUUUUUUUUUUUUUUUUUUUUUUGUAUUUUUUACUUUUGCUUUGGACUCUAGCUGAUCGGAAUUGUUGUUGUGGCGCUUCUGAAAUAGCACAAACAGCACAUUCAGUAUGUGUCAUGGUGGUGUCUUAAUCAUAGAUUGAAUCAAUGGGAUGUACGAUAGAGAAAUAAUCGAAUUCAUAGAUGGUCAGUUGUUUUUCUGCCUUUAAGAUGACACUCAAUAGCAGUAAUGCUCUCCACUCCAGUUCACUCCUUUUUUUUAAAACAAAUAUCAGUAAUUCAAAGCCCAAUUGCUCCAUAGUUUUGAUUUGAUCAGCAUUAAGCAUCAUAAAAAGACUGCUUGGAGUUUCUCUGUUAGAGGGCAUUGAUCAAAUGGAUGUGUCAGCAGUCAUUUUAUAUCUGAAUGCAUUCAGGAGUGUGCUGCUCCUUAUCUAUAAUGAAGGGUAACCAUAAACCACAAAUAAAUGUCGUUUGGGUUGUUUCAAAAAGAAAUAUAUAGUCUAAGGUGUUGAAACUUAGUCAUGUACUCAGUCUCUUCUCUGAUCUUAACUGGUGUAUUUCUGAAAGCUUCUAUCAUCCUAAUGGAUAUUCUUCAUCAGAAUAAGAAAAAAAAAGAUAAUGCUCUACACUAAAUAUACAUACUGCUAAAACAUUCUAAUUGAAUGGUACUGUUGAACUAAAUUUCUAUGUAUGAUUAAAGCUCUUGAGAUGACGA
Oryzias latipes (Japanese medaka) is the source of this 2419-nucleotide messenger RNA. Its product is annotated as coiled-coil domain-containing protein 6. NCBI's taxonomy places the organism in Eukaryota, Metazoa, Chordata, Actinopteri, Beloniformes, Adrianichthyidae. The record is from RefSeq and is a predicted model, not a curated record.